This is a messenger RNA of Prorocentrum cordatum, 953 nucleotides long. NCBI's taxonomy places the organism in Eukaryota, Dinophyceae, Prorocentrales, Prorocentraceae. The record is from the annotation of a GenBank genome assembly.
AGGGCCCGGGCUCCCAGCUGUCGCGCAUCCCCGAGGUCGAGGGCGAAGGCGCGGCCGGCACCGCCUCCAGGGAGCAGCCCUGGGAGAGCUGGAAGGCCUGGGCCGAGGAGCUGUGGCCCAAGUCGCAGAACUCGGGCGGCCCGGACUCCAUGCAGCAGGCCAUGGCGGUGGUCGGGAACCACCCCAACGCAAUGCCAUCCAGCUUCACGAACCAGGUCGUCGCCGACGAGCUGCUGAGAGCGAAGGCGAGAGACAACCGCGUCUCGAACCCGUCGGCCGGCGCGAGCGCGCCGCCCGUGGCCCAGCCGGCGCCUGAUGUGCCGACCAACCCGGGCAGCAUCGGCCACCCGGACCUCUGCCCUCGGCAGUGCCUGUAUUUCGCGAAGGGCAACUGCACCAACGGCAACGACUGUCAGUUCUGCCACAUGCCUCACCCGAAGCGGCCCGUGCGCUUCGACAAGAGGCACCGGGAGAUCCUGAAGAAGAUGCCCUUCGACGAGCUCCUGUCGGUGAUGAUGCCUGUCCUGAAGGUGAAGGCCGCGGGGGCGGGGCCGACCGCUGACACGGACAGCCUGCUGCAGAGGCUCGGCGAGCUGGCCGCCUACAGCUCGGGCGCGGCGGCGUCGAGCGGCUCCAGCCUCGCCGACCACGUGCAGGCGAAGGCGUCCGAGGAGGGGGCCAGCGCCCUGCGGAGAAAGGGAGGACCGCUCGCCCACGACGCAGGGCGGCAGCGCCUGCAGCAGCAUGCGGCACUGGAGCGCCAGGUCGGAAGUGGGCUCCGACGCCAACUCGGACGCAGACUCCAGGCGCGCCCUGCCGCCCCUCCCAGCGCGCGCACCGACGGGGCCGCCACCCAGCCGCCGGCGUCUCCACGGUCUCUGCCCAGCCUGGGUGCUGCCUAUAGUGUUGCAGCGAUUGCCACCGUGUUCGAUGAAGCCUCAAACGAGAGUUAA